Molecule: messenger RNA, 1027 nt
Organism: Melitaea cinxia (Glanville fritillary)
Lineage: Eukaryota; Metazoa; Arthropoda; Insecta; Lepidoptera; Nymphalidae
Product: glyoxylate reductase/hydroxypyruvate reductase-like
Exons: 7
Coding region: 1-933 (310 amino acids)
Cellular component (GO): cytosol
Molecular function (GO): hydroxypyruvate reductase (NADH) activity; glyoxylate reductase (NADPH) activity; hydroxypyruvate reductase [NAD(P)H] activity
Source: RefSeq, a predicted model, not a curated record
AUGACGAAUAAAGAAAAAGUAAAAAGAGUAGAAACUGUUGUAGUACCACAUUUCGACUACAACAACGAAAGUCUACCAACAAUUAAAAGCACUAUCCGUUCUGGAUUCGACGGCUUGAUAUGGAAUACGAAACAUCGUCUCAGUGAAGAUAUAUUAGAUUUAGCCGGACCUCGACUAAAGGCUGUGUCGACGAUGUCAUCUGGUGUCGACCAAAUAGACACCGAUGAGCUGAAGAAGCGCGGUCUGCUGCUGGGAAACACGUCAAAGGCUCUAGACGACGCGGUGGCUGACAUCGCUGUAGGCCUAAUGAUUGGAGCCGCGAGACGUUUUAAAGAAGGCGUUAAGGAGCUUGAAACUGGUAAUUGGAAGUACGGAGUCCAAUGGAUGCUCGGUCAGGACAUAGUGAACAGUACAGUUGGUAUCGUGGGCCUGGGCGGCAUCGGACAGACCAUCGUCCGGAGACUUAAAGGCUUUGAUGUCGCCAAAUUUAUUUACAGCGGACGCACUGAUAAAAAGGAAGCGAUAGAGUUGGGAGCGACUCGCGUACCUCUAGAACAGUUAUUGAAAGAAAGUGAUUAUGUCAUUCUCGCGUGUCCACUGUCGAAGGAAACGAAACACAUGAUAAACGAAGAAGCUUUAAAAACCAUGAAGAAGACGUCAGUACUUGUUAAUAUAGGAAGAGGAGAUCUUAUAGAUCAAACAGCAUUGUACAAUGCUCUAAAGGACGGCGAGAUUUUUGCAGCUGGAUUGGAUGUCACAACACCAGAACCUAUAUCGAAGGACGACCCCAUCGUAUCUCUACCCAAUUGUUAUGUACUGCCACAUUUAGGUAGCGCUACAGUCGAAACUAGAAAUGCCAUGGCUAAAAUAUCUGCUAAGAAUAUACUUUUAGCCUUAAACGAAAAACCAAUGAUGUUUCCUAUUCCAUUAUAAUGUCAUACGUGUUGCAGAGAAAUAAGUUUAUGGAAUGCCAAAAAAAAAAAUAACAACAAAUAUGUUUUAAUUUAAAUAAAUAUUAAUUACAUUU